Mesocricetus auratus (golden hamster) is the source of this 2685-nucleotide messenger RNA. RefSeq names its product protein kinase C and casein kinase substrate in neurons 3 (gene Pacsin3). The transcript has 11 exons. The record is from RefSeq and is a predicted model, not a curated record. Gene Ontology annotation, biological process: cytoskeleton organization; regulation of endocytosis; plasma membrane tubulation. Gene Ontology annotation, molecular function: protein binding; phospholipid binding. Gene Ontology annotation, cellular component: plasma membrane; cytoplasm; endosome. The coding region runs from base 1009 to 2292 and encodes 427 amino acids. NCBI's taxonomy places the organism in Eukaryota, Metazoa, Chordata, Mammalia, Rodentia, Cricetidae.
UGCCCCUCCCUGGCCCUGCCUCCUCCCCCUCUCUCUGUGCCACCCCCUCCCCCAACCCUCUAAAGGGCUGUGCCAGUCUCUUGAUUCUACGUGCCCCUCUGUGGAUCAGCAACUACCCCCUCUGCGUCUUCAAUCCUCGGUCUACAGGCUGACUGGGAGAGGCUGCUGGCGAAGCCCUUGGGCGAAGCCUGUGUGACUCAGGACACAGGACUGGGCAGGGCAGGGUGGCUUUGCUGUCUCCCAGGCCCAUGUCCCCAGCUCCUGUAUAAGGGUGGGGGCUAGCUUAUGUGUAGGAGACAAGCAAGGCCUAAGCCUUUGGAGCUCAGGUGGGGAGGGAGGGUGCUAUCCUGAAGCCCAGAACUCCCAGCUCAGCACUAGCAGCUGAGAAAAGACCCUGCCAGUGUCCUAGAAGCCUUCUCUAGCUGGAUAGGUGGAGGUCCUGGGCUGGAAAGAUUUUAACUACCUGUUCUUGCUCUCUGAGCUCUUGCUGUGGUAGAGUGUGUUUACUCAGACUUGAGUCUCUGCUAAUGUCAGGAGGCACAAGGUGCCAAUCCUCUUCAACAGGGACCUAGGUGCCAGGUCCACCCCCAUAGCUAGAUGAGGCUGGGGUGCCGGGCCUGGCUGUGCCUGGGGAUCCAGCUUGUGUUUGCUCUGUGAGGCCUGAAGGAGCUGUGCCAGCCUUACACACACAGCCUGCUCUGUUCUGAGGCCAGGGAGAGGGAAUGGGUGGGGGGCAGCUCUUCUGGGAUCUGGGAGCAGGGAGGCUGGAGUAGGCAGGGGCCCCGGGUCCUGGAUGGUUCACUGGGACAGCUCCAAAGGCCAGAUGAUUUAUGGUUACUGCUCUUUCUCUCCCCAUCUGGCUGGCAAGCCAUUGUGGACAAGUGGGGCUGUCUCAAGAGGAAACAAGGCAGAGUCAUAGUGACAGCCUGGAGACUUGGACACAGGUCCUUGAAGUGAUCUGGAGACCCCAGCUCCACAUCUGCCACCAUUCCGUGCUGCAGGGACACCAUGGCUCCAGAAGACGGCGCUGGAGGGGAGGUCUUAGGGGGCAGUUUCUGGGAGGCUGGUAACUACAGACGGACGGUGCAGCGGGUUGAAGAUGGGCACAGGCUGUGUGGGGACCUGGUUAGCUGCUUCCAAGAACGAGCCCGCAUCGAGAAAGCCUACGCCCAGCAGCUGGCUGACUGGGCCCGCAAGUGGAGGGGUGCUGUGGAGAAGGGCCCACAGUAUGGCACUCUGGAGAAGGCCUGGCAUGCCUUCUUCACUGCGGCUGAGCGGCUGAGUGAGCUGCACUUGGAGGUGAGGGAGAAGUUGCACGGUCCAGACAGCGAGCGUGUGCGGACCUGGCAGCGAGGGGCUUUCCACCGGCCAGUGCUGGGUGGUUUCCGGGAAAGCCGGGCUGCGGAGGAUGGUUUCCGCAAGGCCCAGAAGCCCUGGCUAAAGAGGCUGAAGGAGGUUGAGGCUUCUAAAAAGAGCUACCACACAGCACGCAAGGAUGAGAAGACAGCCCAGACCCGGGAGAGCCACGCGAAGGCCGACAGCUCCAUGUCCCAGGAGCAGCUUCGAAAAUUGCAGGAGCGGGUGGGGCGAUGCACCAAGGAGGCAGAGAAGAUGAAAGCCCAAUAUGAGCAGAGCCUGGCAGAGCUAAAUCGCUACACUCCACGUUACAUGGAGGACAUGGAGCAGGCCUUUGAGAGUUGCCAGGCUGCUGAGCGCCAGCGACUUCUCUUCUUCAAGGAUAUGUUGCUCACUUUGCAUCAACACCUUGACCUCUCCAGCAGUGACAAGUUCCAUGAACUCCAUCGAGACCUGCAGCAGGGCAUUGAGGCUGCUAGUGACGAGGAAGACCUGCGCUGGUGGCGUAGCACACACGGGCCUGGCAUGGCCAUGAACUGGCCACAGUUUGAGGAGUGGUCCUUAGAUACACAGAGAGCAAUCAGCCGGAAGGAGAAGGGUGGCCGGAGCCCUGAUGAGGUUACUCUGACCAGCAUUGUACCUACACGAGAUGGCACCGCGCUCCCACCCCAGUCCCCAGCAUGUCCAGCAUCUCCAGGCAGUGGUCAGGAUGAGGACUGGUCAGAUGAGGAGAGUCCCCGGAAGGCUGCCACUGGGGUGAGGGUGCGGGCGCUUUAUGACUAUGCUGGCCAGGAAGCUGAUGAGCUGAGCUUCCGAGCAGGGGAAGAGCUGCUGAAGAUGAGUGAGGAGGAUGAGCAGGGCUGGUGCCAGGGCCAGCUGCAGAGUGGCCGCGUUGGUCUGUACCCUGCCAAUUAUGUAGAAUGUGUGGGUGCCUGAGUGUCCUGACAGCCCUAUUGCACCUCCUCUCUGUCCUGGGCCAAAGCUCAAGCCUGCCUGGACUGCUGGACCCGAGGGCCCUGAACCAUAUGCUGCUGCUGCCCCUGUUUCCGGAGGAGGGAAGAUGUCUUAAGACCCAUGAAGGGAGGGGUCUGUGUCUAGAAAGAGGCCAACAGAGUUUAGGUUAAGGGCAGGAAGGGAGGUUGGAGUGACAGAGGUGACUGAGCCUCCCCUCCCCCUUCCGCAUUUGGGUCAUCCCAGGAGUAGGGUAUCAGGUUCCUAAACUGUUUGGGAGUUCCUGGGGUGAGGUUGGUGAGAAUGUAGUUUGGGGCUAGCAGCACCCUCUUUUGUGACUUGUAGUGUGUAUUAAACUUUACCAAGAAUAAAAACCCA